GCCAGUAGGGGGCGCGCGCGUUGAGCUGCACAGGAAGGAUUCACUUCAUGAAUGAACCUCUGGACGUCCGAGCGGAAGAGACUUGACGUGUGUUUACACUCAGCGGGAUCAUGCGCCAUGGUUUGGAUAUAACUGGCAUUCAUAACGAAAUCUGCCAUGACCAGGGGUCGAAACAGAGCUCGAUGUGCUCGUGGCUGUGACACCACGAUACGAUGAAGACGAUGCUACACGAGUCUGAGCUAGCUGCGGCUAACGGUUAGCAGCUGUGUUGUGAUGAAGAAGGAAUGCUGUUAAACGAGGUUCACCCUCCUGACACAGCAGGCUCCAUCCAGGUAGAAGUGAAGCAGCAGCAGCCAUGAACGGAGCCGUUGGAGAAGAACGUGGAGGCGAGGCUCUGUUUGAGGACCAGCACUUUCCUUCGGAUGACACCUCGUUGUUCUGUGACCGCUCCACGCCCAUCGCUAGGCUGCAGGGCGAGAUCACCUGGAGGCGCCCACAGGAGAUCUGCCAUUCACCUGCUCUCUUCCAUGACAAAAUUAGCCUGUGUCAUGCGAAACAAGGCUUAUUAGGGGACUGCUGGUUUCUCUGCGCCUGCACCUUCUUGCUCAAGAACAAGCAGCUACUGAACAAGGUGUUGCCUCCAGAGCAGCCCCAGUGGGGUGACAGCAGGUACAGGGGCUCCUUCCAGUUCUCCUUCUGGCAGCAGGGACACUGGACAGAUGUGACCAUCGAUGACCGGCUGCCCUGUAUCAAUUCCACUCUGUGCUUCUCACGCUGCCAAACCUCCUCUGCCUUUUGGGUAGCCCUGUUGGAGAAAGCCUAUGCCAAGCUUCACGGCUCAUAUGAGCGACUGUGGGCCGGGCAGGUGUCCGAGGCCCUGGUGGAUUUUACCGGAGGCCUGGCUGAACGCUGGAGCCUCGGAGUCGCAGAAGAAGAGCAAAGGCCCGAACAAGACAGUGACCAGGUCAGCAGAAGAAGCCUGGACCUGAAGCUUCUGUAUCCGGUGAAAGAAGAGUGUGCGCUUAGCUGCGCCACUCACAGCAGCCCGGGAGGAGCCAGUGAGCUGGGUCAGUACCACGCGCUUAAUGUCAUGGAGUGGGUGGAGGUCCAGAGGGUGUCCGGUAGCAAAGUACUACUGCUCAGGAUCAGAAACCCCUGGGGAAGAGGCUGCUGGGGAGGCGCCUGGACAGGGAGCGGUUUGGGUUGGAGUUCUGUCGACCCUGUUUGUGCUUCGGAAUUACAAGCCAGGGUUGCGGAGGGCGAGUUCUGGUUGGAUGAAACCGAAUUUCUGUCCCAGUUUGAUGAUGUCACAGUGGGUUACCCCAUCACUGAUGAGGGGCAACUAAAAAGCAUCUAUACUGGAAAUCUGCUGAUGCACCAGCACCAGCUGGCCGGCCGCUGGAUGGGGGGCCACUCCGCCGGGGGCAGCCGAAACUGCAGCAGCUACAGCAGCAACCCAAAGUUCUGGCUCAGAGUGUGCGGGAGAGGCGAGGUGCUGGUGUCCCUGCUACAGCACAGAAAAUGGCGAGCCGCGGAUCACUGCGCACACGCGACACUCGAGGACAGCAAGAACACAACUCACCAGCACUACCAGGCUAUUGCGCUGCACAUGUGGAAGGUGGAGAAAAGGCGCUUUCACCUCAGCCGGACGUUGAACAAACCUCCGUGUGCUUCUACUCACUGCCAUGCCUUCGAGAGAGAGGUGGUCCUCCGUGAGCAGCUGGAGCCUGGGUACUACCUGCUGAUACCCAGCACCUACCAGCCAGGAGCUGAGGCCCGCUUCCUCAUCAGGGCCUUUUCCUCCUCCGCUACAUCCCUCAGUGCCCUGAAAAGCCCAGCACCUACACUGCCGUUGGAAACGGAUGGCGAGUGGGAGACCAGUUACUUCCGAGGCUCGUGGGUGGAGGGAAGGACAGCCGGAGGAAGCAGGAAUUUCCUGUCUCACUGGCAGAACCCCUGCUUCCCUUUCACAGUGUGCGAUGAGUCAGCCGUGACAUCAGGAGCUAAUGUCAGGAUUACGCUGCACCAGAGGCGCCCUGACACAGACCUCCACCCCAUCGGCUUUCACAUUUACAAGUGUUCAGAAGGAGAAUCUGAGAAGACGUUACCCAGGGACGAGGAUCCGGCUGCUAGUUGUGUCCCUCACUGCCACACCCAGGAUGUCAGUCUGGCCUGCGGUCUUUCUCCCGGAGCCUACGCCAUAGUGCCGUCCACCUAUCGGCCGGACUGCUCCGCAAACUUCACCCUCAGCCUGGCUCGCAGAAUACGCAGGUCGCCUCUCGGCUUGUCAUUGGAACGGGAUUGCACAGCAGAUAGCGUCGGCUUCUGUUGUUGUUGUUGUUGUGUGAUAGUAAUGGAUUUGUGUGUCUCUUUCAGGAAGGUGGUGAAAAGCAAGGAGAGUCUGGGCAGAGCCAUUCAGGAGAUCUCUCACAUCUCUGUGAUGCAAAGCUAGUUCUCUGGGACUGUUGCUGCUCCACUGACGUCGGCUAGCCUCCCAGUGCCUCUUGGCCCACGAUGAAAGAACCAGUUCUCCCAUCCACCCUCACCAUGGAGGCAGUGUGCAUGUGUGUGUGUGUGUGUGGAUUGAUUUGUACCACAAGUGUCUGAGAAGGCAGAUUGGCAGGCCGAUUCACUGGGGAUGUGUGUGUCGGGAAUCCUGGAAACCCCUUUAUUCUGAACCGCUGAGGCCCAGGGCUGAUGGGCAUCCACAUGCUCAUCGGCGAUUAGGACAUCAGAGGUUGUCGGUGGGAUGGGCUGCUAAUGAAGUAUGACGGGACUUGGUGGUGUAAACAAACAGCCGCGAUUGAAGAGGGCCGCCGCUGCUCUUGCUCAUUCACUCACUGGUACGCCUGCCGGCCUGGAACAAAGGGUCCUCUCAUGAAGGUCCUCGCAGAGGCACAGGGGGCGAGGGGUUGGUCUCUGACAGCAGAGCCAACCACACCACACCACACCAUAACGUGCCAUACCAUGCCAGACCUAUCCUCCCACCCGGCACCCUCAAAUGCUUAGUUCCUCACCUCGCUUGUGUUGUUUUUCUGAAGACACAAAAGGUUUCUUUUCCUUCCUCAUUUCCAAAAGUGUUUACCAUUCGGACAGACACUGAAGUCUGGACUUCUUCUGGUCCAGCCUUUUUGUUUUUGGUUCCAUCCUCAACCCCUCCGCCCCCCCCCCCCCCCCCCCUGUCUCCCUUUGUGCCCCCAGACUCGGUCCACAGCUCUGCCUGGACCUGAACAGAGUCUUGGUUUGAAGUUGCCGCGAGAACAGAUGACAAGCAGAUGGAUUGAAGUGAUGAAACAAGGGACGCGGCACAUCAGAGGAGUCCGGUUGAUGAAAAGAAGCCGCCGGCCCUUGUUGUGUUAAUGCUGCAUAAUGUGUGUUGGUGUGUGUCUGCCUCCUCCGAGCCAUGUCUCUGUCAAAGUCACAGGGUUUCUGAUGACUCAUUAGACCCAGUACCAACAGAUACCUUUUCCACAGCUGUAAUUCACUGAAUACGGUCGAAGUAAUUUGUAUUUAAUAUGGUUCGAAAAAUGAGACGUGAUGAAUAAAAUGUUAAAAGAUAA
This is a messenger RNA of Pungitius pungitius (ninespine stickleback), 3560 nucleotides long. RefSeq names its product calpain 10 (gene capn10). The record is from RefSeq and is a predicted model, not a curated record. Gene Ontology annotation, cellular component: cytoplasm. Gene Ontology annotation, molecular function: calcium-dependent cysteine-type endopeptidase activity. Bases 356 to 2452 code for a protein of 698 amino acids. Gene Ontology annotation, biological process: proteolysis. The transcript has 12 exons. NCBI's taxonomy places the organism in Eukaryota, Metazoa, Chordata, Actinopteri, Perciformes, Gasterosteidae.